GCUAUCUUUGAGUGCCAGCACCGAGUUUCAGUUGAAUGGGAUUGUGCUGUGCCGCACAACCUUCCAAUAAAUCUAUCGACAAGUCCCUCACAGAAUCCAAGAUGUUCUUGGUAAUAUGGCGAAUCGUCGCCAAUGCUCAUGCUGAGACUUGCAAACGACGCCGCCCAUGACGCCGCUUUCUCCGCUUCAUUCACAAGAAUAACAUAACGGUGGAUUCUUCUACUGCAAAUGGCCGUCGCAACGUUAGAUCCGACCUUCAGUCCCGCUGCAUCUUGCCUGGCGGCGAACAAUCUGUGGAAAAUAUUCGCGGACUGUCCGAUCAACAAUGGCGUUUGUUGGUAUUUCUUACAGGGUCAGCCCACUACCUCAUCCUGCUAUCCGCCCGGUUACAAUCCUACCUCCACAGCAUACUAUUCACCUGCGUCCUGUCCCUCUGGGUAUACCUCAGCUUGUGGUGCAACUCAAACAGCCGGGACUGUCACAGAGACUGCGUACACUUGCUGCCCAACUAUCGGAAUCUACACUUGCCAGAAAGACCCAAAGGAUUACCAUCCAUGGGGUUUCACGCUAGGCUGUUAUUCUAACUUUGCCUCGCCAGUCACGCAUUUCGUAACUGCGUCGUCAUCCGACAGCAGCUCAAUGGAAACUGUGAUCAUGAACGCGACAGAUGCUAUCAAUGCAUAUGCAAUUCAAGUGCGAUUUCAAUCUACCGACUUUCCAAAAUCAACCGGAUCAAUUAUCAACACUAGUUCUAGUUCAACUUCUAAUUUGAGCCAACCUUCGCUGCGUGUUGAGACGAAUUCAAACUCCGGCCUCAGACCUGGAGCCAUAGCUGGAAUUGCCAUUGGAGCUGUCAUAGGUGCUCUGCUCGUCAUGCUGUUAGCGUUGCUGAUUAUUCGUCAUCGUAAUCGUCGGAGACACAGACCGACCGAAAGAGACGGCAGCGCAGGGCAAAAUAUCUCGAAUAUGCAGCCGCCUAAUUUUAUCCCCGGACUCAAGGCGGAACUUGACAACACAUAUGUGCCCGCACAGACCCGGCCGGCGGAAUUGGAGGGAUGAAAGGACUGGAUAUUGGUUGGCUACUGGCAAUCUUCAGCACGUAGUCUCAGAGUCGAGAUGAACGGGUUCCUCAUUCCUCAGUCUGGCAUUCAGAAGCUAAAGAAGAUGAAGAAGUCGAAGUACACGGUGCGUUCGAAGUUAAUAUUAUUAUCAUCAUCAUUAAAAUAGCCCUGUGGUGCAUAAAGGCAACCUUUCUGCCCCAAAUAAUCACGAGCAUAGCUAGCACGUGAUCUCUGCCUUGCUACAUGUAGAGGCAUAACUAGUUAGAGUAUCUCAACCCCGUAGGAUUAUUAAUAAAGUACUCUUAAUCAUGGGGAGGAAACAGGGAAAUGGC
Eremomyces bilateralis CBS 781.70 is the source of this 1393-nucleotide messenger RNA. RefSeq lists its product as uncharacterized. The coding region runs from base 229 to 1059 and encodes 276 amino acids. The record is from RefSeq and is a predicted model, not a curated record. NCBI's taxonomy places the organism in Eukaryota, Fungi, Ascomycota, Dothideomycetes, Eremomycetales, Eremomycetaceae. The transcript is spliced from 4 exons.